CUCCGAAGGACCCAGUCCUGUAAGGCUCGUCCAGUCUACUGGUGUUCGCCAUGGACGAGGAAAGACGGGUAGUUGAGCCUCAGAGACCAGCCUUGCAAACCGCUCUCACCUUGGUCGUUCACCCACCGGAGUGCCCGCGCAAUUUGCUGCGGGGUUCGGUGAUCUCGUCUGUGGCUCCGACAGUUGUAGCAACAUCCACGAGAAUACCAUGUUGCGGCAAAUUCGGCUUCCAAGUCGUCUUGCGAUCUGCGACUGACCCGCCGGAGCUUGGAGUCGCGUCACUCUGUCUACUCCGGUAGGUCGCGCAUACAUCAUAUGCUCAUUGCCUCAAAAAGAAACUCCCAGCACUCUUCAUCCAUAUCCUAGUCCACCUGCUUGCUUUGCCACGUUCGUCAUUUGUCGUCGCAAUGGCGUACCCUCAAAUCACCUUCAUCCACACCACUAUUACGCCUAACACCUUACUGGGCCAGCGACGACAAGCAGCCUCAGCCAAUACACUGCAGUACCAGCUCGAUGUCCUCAAGAAGACUGGUCGUUAUGAUGCUUUCAAGCUGGAAUGGCACCCAAUAUACGACCGUACUCCCGAGGUCUGGCCUAUCCCUGACCAUCUCUUCUGGGAUUCUGAUGUUGCAAAGUGGAUCGAGGGUGCAUGCUACUUUUUGCAGCAGCAAGCAAUGCCAGAGAUUUCCCAAGCUGUUGAUGAACUGGUAAGCAUGAUUCGAAGCGCUCAGCAGUCAGAUGGUUACCUCAACAUACACUACACUGUUGUGGAGCCAGGGAAGCGCUUCACGAACCUCAAGGAUAUGCAUGAACUCUACAACUGCGGUCAUCUGAUCGAAGCGGCCUUGGCACAUAAAGCUCUCUAUGGAAAUGACCAGUUACUGAGUACAAUAUGCUCAUACGUGGACCUUCUAUGCAACACGUUUGGUCCUGGACCGGGACAGACUCAUGGCUAUCCUGGCCAUCCUGAGAUUGAACUUGCUCUUCUCCGCCUCUACGAGCAGACUCAGGUCGAACGCUACCUUUCGCUGGCACGAUAUUUUAUCACCGAAAGAGGUAAUCUGACUGGCUGUGAUGGAAGACACUACUUCGAUGUCGAGGCCGAACGGCGUGGAGCAGAUCCAAACAUGAAACCUGCUUUCUAUCCUGAACCUCGCUCUCUGUGGUAUCAUCAAGCGCAUGCGUCAAUCGCUGAGCAGCAAACUAUCGAAGGCCAUUCGGUCCGUGCCAUGUACCUCUUGACGAGCGUUGCCGAUCUCUUUCGUCUCGAGGAGGGUCACUCUGAUCUGGAAGCCGCGACAUACAGGUUAUGGAAUAACAUGGUGAAUCAGAAGAUGUACUCGACUGGCGGUAUCGGUGCCAUCAAGCAAUGGGAAGGAUUUGGCCUCGAUUAUUUCUUGCCACAAGGUACGGCAGAGGGAGGCUGUUACUCAGAAACAUGUGCUGCAAUCGGUGUCAUGAUGCUGGCCCAGAGAUUACUGCAGACCGACCUUGAUGGUAGAUUUACUGAUAUUAUGGAACUCUGCUUGUACAAUGCCGUUCUGACUGCCAUGUCGAUUGAUGGUAAGAAGUUUACAUAUGUCAAUCAGCUUGCUUCAAGCGUCAAGGACUUGUCGGAACGCGAUGAUUGGUUCACUGUUGCGUGUUGUCCGCCAAACAUGUUACGACUGUUGGGAACGAUCGGAGGAUAUAUUUGGAGCUUUGACACGGAUAGCGACAACAGAACUGCCCAGAUCGACGUGCAUCUUUACGUGGGCGCCAAGCUUGUCUUUGAUUGCGGUCAGAGCCAAGUCAUACUUGAGCAAGAGACAAAUUGGCCGCUUUCUGGAGAUGUGAGAUUCAAGCUGCAUUCGGAGACCAUUGAUGUGGCCAUUCGCCUAAGGAUACCCGGCUGGGCCAAGUCAUGGAAGAUCACGCCCCAACUACCAGGUGCCGACUUGAACAAGGGAUACGUCACGAUCACUUCCCACUGGCUCAAGCAAAAUCCCGAUUUCACUCUUUCCGUCGCUUUUGAGCCUCGGAUAUUAUUCUCUCAUCCCCUUUCGAACACAAAUACUGUCACCAUUGCGAGAGGUCCCGUUGUAUAUUGCGUGGAGGACAUCGACAACGAUUGGGUGCAGGACCACUUCGCAAGCGUAUUGUUGAGUCCCGCUUGCGAGAUAGCUGAGAAGCACAUCCAAGGUUCGGACAUGGGAGAUUCGUAUGUCGCCUUGACUGUCACAAAAGGCGCUUCGCUUUUAGAUGCCAGCGCCAGGGAGGCAACGCCGUUCUUGAGCGAGGAUGGUCUUAUGGCUGGCAAAGCACUACAAGAUCUCACCUUUGUUCCUUACUACUUCCGCGCGAACAGAGGUGGCAGGGGACAAAUGCGUGUAGGGCUCAAGAAGGCUACCUGAUCACAGGCUGCGGUAUUUGUCCGUCAACAAGACACAAACCCCAAUCGCGUGUGGCGCUGAUGGUCCGUCUGAUUGAUCAUGUGUAUACCAUGGUAAAGAUACUCUACAAUUGACUACACUCCCCGCGAACCCGCC
This is a messenger RNA of Aureobasidium subglaciale EXF-2481, 2528 nucleotides long. RefSeq names its product glycoside hydrolase family 127 protein. The record is from RefSeq and is a predicted model, not a curated record. Bases 408 to 2393 code for a protein of 661 amino acids. Gene Ontology annotation, biological process: carbohydrate metabolic process. NCBI's taxonomy places the organism in Eukaryota, Fungi, Ascomycota, Dothideomycetes, Dothideales, Saccotheciaceae. The transcript is spliced from 4 exons.